CCACCUCAGGGUGCUACCAGCAUGCCCAGAACAGCAUCCCCACCCCACACUGCUACCGUCGUCCCCAGUACAUGCAUCCCCCACCCCACUGUGAGCAACGCCCACAAGCACCUCCCGGGAACCCCGCACAAAGGGACACCCCAGGGCCUCUCUUAGGAAAAUCUCAUUCCCUAACUAUGGCACCAACUCGUCUUGAGAGGACAAAAUUGCAUCAAGUUCCUUAAGACAGACAGACACAUAGAUAGACAGACACCUUCUUGACAUUGUAUACUGCAUAGCCAUGGUUCAGUCAGCAUGACUAAAGGACCCCAGCUCAUUGCAAGGCAGAGAAGGACAGCCCCCACCCUGAAGAGAAGAGGAUAGCCCUGGACUACCCACAUCACACCAGCACCCCAGCCCCUCCGACACCUCUGUGAAACCCUCCCCUUACCUGGCAUGAGAGAUAAGGAACUGCAGCAAGACCGACUACAGGGACGUCUGGUUCAAGAAAGAAGCAGAUGGAUGGCAACACCACAGAAUUAGGGUUGCUUUGCAGAACAGCAGUGUGACUGUCUGGCUGUUAAGUAGUGGUUGGUCAAAUCAUGUUGCACCUGAAUGCCUGAAAAGUAUAAGAACCAUGUGUCAAACCGCAUUCGGGGUGCCCCAGUUUGAAUGGGACAGCUCACGUGCAUGAAUGCAAGAACUCCUCUUGCAGUGCUAUACUUUGCAUCCCAGGCUCUCUCCUCGGUCGGCACGGGCCAGCUGCCAAAUUGUCGCGGCAGCUCCCCAUCAUGGCUGCACGGUACCAGCACUGGCACCGGUUCCACCACAGUUGGGAGAAGCAGUUGCCCCCCUGGGGCACAUCCCAAAAGCGCUCCAGCCCCCCCCAUCCCCACCACUGGGGCAGGAUGGGGCAGCACGCACGUCAGCAUUGCAGGGCCACCGGUGCUGGGCCCAUGCCUUCCCCUUGGACAGGAAAUUCACCUCCCCCCAAAAAUCAUGCUUGGGAUGGGAAACCAUUGGGAUAGGAAAGCAUCGUGGGGCUGAGAAAUCAUCACUGGGAUGGGAAACCAUUGUGGGGAUGGGAAACCAUCAUCAGCAGGAUAGGAAAUCAUUGAGGUGGGAAGUUGUACGAAAAACCAAACCCUUGCAAGGCUGGCUGACGCAGGUGCUGGCGGAUUGAUUGCCAUGGGGACGGAGGCUGUUUGCCCCCAACAAACCCCACACUGACCAACCGCCAUGGCAGGUACAGCAGCAGGCUCCCACUCCUCCUGGUGCUCCUGCCCUCCAGAUAACCCCCCAGCCAGCUCUGCCCGCCAAGAUCUCACCCCAUCGCCCCUCUUUGCUUCCCCCAACACAGAGCUUCCCUCUCCGGCUGCCGAUGGCAUCAGAGGUGCCCGGUGUGAGCUUUGCCAUUCCAGCCAUGCCACCACCGGUCACUGCCUGUGUGUUUCCCUCUGUCCCAGGGCUGCCAGUGUCCUCUAAGCCUGCCCAGGUCCACCCCAUUACCUACCAGCUGGCGCAGGCCAGCACAUGGCAUGGGGUGCCAGGGCCCCUGGGGGCCCUGGGGCAGCUGGUGCAGCUCCCCUGUGGGGUGCAGCUCCCCCCCGUGGUGCAGCCUCCCUGCGGGGUGCAGCUCCUCCCCAUGGCUGCUCCCUCUCCCACUGCCUACGGGUGGGGACAGCAGCUGGUGACAGGGAUGCUGGUGCCACACCAGCCGAUGGGGCUGGGGCCGGGGACCGUGGUCCAGGGGGAGCCCCCGUACCCCACGGGCUCCUCAGUGCUGCAUGUCCCUGCACGCCCUGCCACCCCACCGCCCCAUGGACCAACAUUGGGUGCAGGGCCCCCCUGUGCUCCACACCCUGCCCGGCAGUGCCCAGAAGCCAUCAGAGACCUCCAACAAGGACGGGGCGGCCAUCGAGGACAGCGUCCCUGCUGCCAGCCCCCACCACCCUGCCCUGCCUCCAACGACCAGCAGAACCAUGACAACGCCCAAAGCCUCGCCAGCACCGCUUUCCUCAAUGACUUCCACAACUUCUCGCAGUACGUGGAGGACGGUGGCUGCCCUCAGGACAAAGCGGUGGUGGCACGGCUACAGGACAGCGAGGACACCAUCUUGAUCGCCAGUGUCCCCAACUUGACCAAACAGGUCCUCGAUGAGCUCCCCGACCUCUCUGAGUACAUGGCGGAGGGCAGCUGCCCCAAGAGCAAGCGGUGGUGGUGGGGCUGGGGGACGGCGAGGGCACCGUCCCACGUGCCCCCAACAUCCCCGACUUGA
Messenger RNA from Harpia harpyja (harpy eagle), 2257 nucleotides. RefSeq names its product WAS/WASL-interacting protein family member 2-like. Bases 1361 to 2257 code for a protein of 298 amino acids. The transcript is spliced from 2 exons. NCBI's taxonomy places the organism in Eukaryota, Metazoa, Chordata, Aves, Accipitriformes, Accipitridae. The record is from RefSeq and is a predicted model, not a curated record.